AUGAAGACAGCACUUAAAGUUUUGCUGGGUCUGGUGGCAGUUGCUGUCAUCGUUGUUCUGAUCGCAGUUCCUGUAGUGGUGUUAAAAAAUCGUGAAACUGUCUCAGGCCGAACAUACACUCUGGAAGAUUACUUUAACGAUUCCAUCACUUACAAAGGCUACAGACUAAGGUGGAUCUCAGACACUGAAUAUCUACUGAAAAACAAAGAUGGAAAUGUCAUGCUUUACGAUGUGGAAAAAAGUACUCCAGAGGAGUUUUUGUCCAGUAAUGUGUUUACAGAUGUAAAUGCUUCCGAUUACAUUGUAUCUGCUGACCGAAAGUUUGCUUGUUUGCAAAGAGAUUACCAAAAGGUAUGGAGGCACUCAUAUACAGCUUCAUAUUCACUUUAUGACCUGGAGACAAAGAAAUAUCUAACUGACAAUUUGCCAAAAGAAAUACAAUAUAUUGAAUUUUCUCCAACAGGACACAAACUGGCAUUUAUUUGGAAAAACAAUGUUUACUUAAAACUGGAACCUUAUCAAGAUUACCUUCAGGUGACAACAAAUGGAAAGAAAAAUGAAAUUUAUAAUGGAAUUCCUGACUGGGUUUAUGAGGAAGAAGUAUUUUCAUCAACAUAUGGAAUAUGGUGGUCACCAGGUGGGCAGUUUUUGGCCUAUGUCUUUUUAAAUGACACUGCAGUUGAGCGCAUUGAAUAUUCAUAUUAUGGGAAUGACCAAUACCCGAAAACAGUUGUCAUUCCAUAUCCAAAGGCUAAUUCAACUAUCCCUAUAGUGAAAUUGUUUGUUGUGGAAACUACCUCUAAUGUGACUUCAGAAGUAACUGUACCAGAUAUCAUCGGCGCCAGUGACCAUUAUAUGUACACAGUAACCUGGGUGACAGAUGAACGCAUUGCAGUACAGUGGACGAACAGAAGUCAGAACUAUGGGAUUAUCCAAAUAUGUGAUUAUGUUGCAAGUGACUGGAACUGCUCACAGACAAGGCAGUUUGUUGAAGAAGUUCAAAGUGGUUGGCUAGGACAGUAUUCACCAUUUCCACCUCAUUUCACUGGAGAUAAUGAAAGCUUCUACAAGAUACUUUCCGACAGGAAUGGCUAUAAACAUAUACAUUAUCUGACUUCUGGAAAGGAACCACAACUGAUUACGUCUGGAGAAUGGGAAGUCAUUUACAUUGUGAAAGUAACAAAGGAUGCACUUUAUUAUGUUAGUAACCAGGAUGGAGGUACUCCUGGAGGGAGAAAUCUUUACAAAAUUACAAUUGGUAGUUCUCAUUCCGAUCCACAAUGUAUGACAUGUAACACAAGACGAGAAAGAUGUAAAUAUAACUCUGCAUACUUCAGCAAAAAUGCAACAUAUUACCGAAUGGAUUGUUCUGGACCUGGAAUUCCUAUUUAUACUCUUAAUGACAACACUGGAAAAGAACUUCGCAUCCUUGAGGAGAACAAGGAAUUGGAAGAAAUCCUAAAGGACAUUCAAAUGCCAACAGUCAAACAGGGAAACAUUCAAGUGGCAGGAUUCAAACUGUGGUAUCAAAUGACACUGCCACCCAGCUUUGACAAGUCCAAAAAAUAUCCAUUACUAAUUGAUGUGUAUGCCGGACCAUGCAGUCAGAAAGUAGAUUACCGAUUCCGGCUCAACUGGGCAAGCUACCUUGCAAGUACGGAAAAAAUUAUUGUAGCAAGUUUUGAUGGAAGAGGUAGUGGUUACCAGGGUGACAGAAUCAUGCAUGCUCUGUACAGACGACUAGGAACGUACGAAGUGGAGGAUCAAAUAACAGCUGCACGAAAAUUUAUUGAUAUGGGCUUUAUUGAUAAGAAAAGGGUCGCCAUUUGGGGCUGGUCCUAUGGUGGAUAUGUUACUUCUAUGGUUCUUGGGUCUGGCAGUGGUGUGUUCAAGUGUGGUAUAGCUGUAGCACCGGUAUCAAAGUGGGAAUAUUAUGAUGCAGUCUAUACUGAACGUUAUAUGGGAAGGCCUAUUAAAUCAGAUAAUCUUGCAUACUACCAGAAUUCAACAGUAACAGAGAGAGCAGCAAACUUCAAAUCUGUUAACUACCUCCUGAUCCAUGGAACAGCAGAUGAUAAUGUUCACUUCCAGCAAGCUGCACAGAUUUCAAAAGCACUCGUGGAUGAAAAUGUUGAUUUUGAAACAAUGUGGUACACAGACAAGGAUCAUGGCCUGGAUGGUUCCGCACAUAGACAUGUCUACAUUCAUAUGAGCCAUUUCCUAAAGCAAUGUUUUUCAUUAUCAUAGCAAGACCAAACCAAAGCAUUUCAGCUGCUUACUU
This is a messenger RNA of Erpetoichthys calabaricus (reedfish), 2281 nucleotides long. RefSeq names its product fibroblast activation protein, alpha (gene fap). Gene Ontology annotation, biological process: proteolysis. Gene Ontology annotation, molecular function: dipeptidyl-peptidase activity; serine-type endopeptidase activity. Bases 1 to 2247 code for a protein of 748 amino acids. Lineage: Eukaryota; Metazoa; Chordata; Cladistia; Polypteriformes; Polypteridae. The transcript has 26 exons. The record is from RefSeq and is a predicted model, not a curated record.